Molecule: messenger RNA, 348 nt
Organism: Insectozyma verbasci
Lineage: Eukaryota; Fungi; Ascomycota; Pichiomycetes; Serinales; Debaryomycetaceae
Source: the annotation of a GenBank genome assembly
AUGUCUACUAGUCAAAAAAGAAUUGCAUUACCGGCAAGAGUUGAACCAAAAGUAUUUUUUGCUAAUGAAAGAACAUUUUUAUCAUGGUUAAAUUUUACAGUUAUAUUAGGAUCAUUGGGUGUUGGUUUAUUAAAUUUUGGUGAUUAUGUCGGUAGAAUAUCAGCUGGUUUAUUUACUUUCAUUGCAAUGUUAACAAUGUUAUAUGCAUUAGUAACUUAUCAUUGGAGAGCAAAAGCAAUUAGAUUAAGAGGAAGUGGACCAUAUGAUGAUAGAUUUGGACCAACAAUGUUAUGUUUCUUUUUACUUGUUGCUGUUAUUGUAAAUUUUAUAUUAAGAAUCAGAGCGUAA